Messenger RNA from Aethina tumida (small hive beetle), 1721 nucleotides. RefSeq names its product tetraspanin-13. Gene Ontology annotation, cellular component: membrane. The record is from RefSeq and is a predicted model, not a curated record. NCBI's taxonomy places the organism in Eukaryota, Metazoa, Arthropoda, Insecta, Coleoptera, Nitidulidae. The transcript is spliced from 5 exons. Bases 100 to 768 code for a protein of 222 amino acids.
CAACUAACUUCGGAUCAGUAUCACUAGUGAUUUGACAAUUCCGUCGUCCAAUUCGGGACGGAAAGUAAUUUAUUAGUUUUAUCUUUGAUUUUUGCCAAAAUGUGCGGCGGUUUUACGUGCUCGAAAAACGCUUUGAUUUCUUUAAAUGUCCUUUAUACGGUUGUCGCUUGUAUUUUAAUAGGGGUUGCGGUUUACGGAAGGGCCGCUUCUAUCGUCACUAGUUUACCCAUAGUGAGUGGCAUUUUAGCAUGUGGUAUAAUACUGAUGUUUAUAUCAGUUUUGGGGCUAGUUGGAGCCGCCAAACACCACCAAGUCAUGCUCUUCUUUUAUAUGGUGAUUUUGUUCCUGCUCUUCCUGAUCCAGUUUUCUGUAGCCUGUGCCUGUUUGGGUUACAAUACUGAGCAACAAGCACAACUGGCUGAGCAGGGUUGGACAAAAGUGGACAACAUGACAAAAUUAGAAGUACAAGAAAGCUUCAAGUGUUGCGGUUUUGAACCAAAAGUUGACAAAAUACAUAGUCAUCCAUCAUGUGUCACUCAGAUACAUAAAACCUGUUGUCCCUCUGAAGAUAAAUGUAACUGUCCCCCUUGCAUGGAAAAGUUGCAGACAACCAUUAAUUAUGCUUUUAAGUUAUGUGGAUGGAUUGGAUUAUUCUUUAGCUUUACAGAGGUCGUCGGUCUGUUUUUGACGAGGCAUUACCGCAACCUCUCCGAUCCCGAGGAAAAACGGGCCACCGCAAUAUUCCCCCGUCAUAAUUUUACGUAUUGAUCUAGUCAUAAACGUUUAAGCCAAUCACUAUAUUGCCAUACCAAAGACCUUUUAUUUGUAAUAUUUAAAUAUGCAUCACAUAAAAUAUGGAAAUUAUGCACGUGAUUAUUGUGGUUGCUGAUUAAACCGGCUCAAUUAUUUUCAUUUCAUUUUCAGUAUUUAUUGAACUAACAACACGGCGUUAUUCAUCUAGUUCAUAAAUAAUAUAAUGGCUUCGUUUUUUGGUUAAUGCUAAAGGGAUGUUUGCAACAAGAUAAAGUUAGCGUUAUGAAUGUACAGAUUUCUUUGUGCAAAACCGCAUUCUCCCUUCAUGUUUUAGGUAAUUGUAAGGUGCUCCAAAUUGUUUGCUCAUUAAUCAAAUAGGAUAUUUAGUCAUUCAACAAACUGCACCACUUUAUUGUAAAUGAAAAACAUUGUAUAGUACUUUGAAUUUAAAUGUUGAUGUGAUGUGGAUUAGCGUUUAUACUACUGUAACUGUUGAACCAGUGUUUUAAAGGCUGUAACUAGGAGCAAAGUAUUUUGAAUAUACAAUCUAUUUCUAUUUAUUUAGAUACAUAGAUUUAGAUUAUAGAGUUUGCAUGGUAGUAUCCCGUAUAGUGGUAUAUUUUUCCAUAUGGAGCUUAGUUUUAUUAUUACAGGGCGGAGAACAAUAAUUAUAGCUUAAUUAAGUACAAAUUUUUGCUGUUUUGCUUUGCUUUUAGAUUAUAAUUAAUUUAUCGAUCAAUUUAUUGUUACUACUGUGUUAGGAAUAGACAUUCCAACGGCGACAUUAACUGACAAAUGUGGCUUAAGAUCUCUUACUAUUACUGUUCAUAUUAUAGAAUUCAAUAUUAAUGUGUAAAAAUUUUCAUCAACCUGACUGAUUUUAAAAUUGAUUAAUUUUUUAUUCAGACGUUAUUUAUAUUUUAUAUUGUACAUAUAUACUAUUUCAUUCAAUAAAUAUGUCAUCAUCA